GAGAAAUGUCUGUCACACUGACCACACAUUGUCUGGAUGGGUUGGAGGUGGACUGUAACAGCUCACAUGGAGAGAAUUUAAAAGGGAUCUGGACAAGGCAAGGAGGCAGGCACAGAGAAGGGAAAAGCAGAAGCAGAAAAGCGAACAUCAUGGAGCUACAAACCUUCUUUCUGUUGGUCUGUCUGUUAAGAACAAGCUUUGCUUUGCCAGUGCAGAUUGGAAUUCUUGCAAGCAACAGCAAUGAGAUCCUGAGACUGAACGGACUAACUCUUGCAGCUCUUGGACAAACACAGGCGUCUUCAAUAUUACCACAGUAUGUGCUGCAGCAGCAGCAGCCUGAGGUGCUGCUCACUCCACAGGUGGUGAACUUGAACCCACAGGUGGCUGGUCCUUUUGGUCCCCAGGGCCCUCAGCUGUUGUUCCCCAACCAGGGAAACCAGCUAACGCCUGUGCUCGUCCCCAAUGGCCAGCAAGAGCAGCUCGGGCCUCCACAGGACCCCAACGCUCCUAACAUUCCACAGCAGGCCCAAAACCCAGUGCAGAUGUUUCCACAGUUUCAGUAUCCUGCUUAUGGAUUUCCUCAGUUCCCCAGACAGCAGGGCUUCCCGUACUUUGUGCCUUCUUAUGGCUAUCCCCAGCAAAGGAAUACCGUGGUGCUGCAGCCCAACAAGGGUCAGCAAAACCUGGAGAGGACCACACAGAGACCACAGCUCCCUCUGCAGCAGGCUUCCCAGCCGAAGUUGCCGACAGAAAAAACAUGGCCACUGGGGACACAGAAGGAGUCUACUACAAUUCCUCCUGAUCCUCGUGGCGACACAUCUGGCCCUGGGAUUGAUGAGGGUCAGUCCAACUUCCCCUUCCUGUUUGAGCCAUAGAUGUCACAUGGCAAAUAACAACAAGGUGAUUAGGCAAAAAUUAAUUUCCAUGUGUUUGGCUGUUGUCAAUGCCAACUCAUUUUCCUACAAAAUACACUUGAGUGUGCUAUUCUCCUAAACGCAAUUUAUUUGUACUGAGUCAUUUGUAUAAUAAACUGAAUGCUUGUGGAAUGUGUGCUUCUCUUUCACAAUAUGUCAAAUAAAAAACUUUGCCAAAGA
Molecule: messenger RNA, 1094 nt
Organism: Toxotes jaculatrix (banded archerfish)
Lineage: Eukaryota; Metazoa; Chordata; Actinopteri; Toxotidae
Gene: odam
Product: odontogenic, ameloblast associated
Exons: 10
Coding region: 6-875 (289 amino acids)
Source: RefSeq, a predicted model, not a curated record